GGGCUGGUGCAGCCGCAGCUGUUGCUUAUUGGCCCACCGAUUCCAUGGGGUGGAACUUGGCUGGGCCUAAACUCAAUCCGUGGUCUGGUACAGGUUUCAGGGCAAAGCGGCCAUGCGUUCCGGGGGCCGCGGGCGGCCCCGCCUGCGGCUGGGGGAACGUGGCCUCAUGGAGCCACUCUUGCCGCCGAAGCGCCGCCUGCUACCGCGGGUUCGGCUCUUGCCUCUGUUGCUGGCGCUGGCCGUGGGCUCGGCGUUCUACACCAUUUGGAGCGGCUGGCACCGCAGGACUGAGGAGCUGCCGCUGGGCCGGGAGCUGCGGGUCCCGUUGAUCGGAAGCCUCCCCGAAGCCCGGCUGCGGAGGGUGGUGGGACAACUGGAUCCACAGCGUCUCUGGAGCACUUAUCUGCGCCCCCUGCUGGUUGUGCGAACCCCGGGCAGCCCGGGAAAUCUCCAAGUCAGAAAGUUCCUGGAGGCCACGCUGCGGUCCCUGACAGCAGGUUGGCACGUGGAGCUGGAUCCCUUCACAGCCUCAACACCCCUGGGGCCAGUGGACUUUGGCAAUGUGGUGGCCACACUGGACCCGAGGGCGGCCCGUCACCUCACCCUUGCCUGCCAUUAUGACUCGAAGCUCUUCCCACCCGGAUCGACCCCCUUUGUAGGGGCCACGGAUUCGGCUGUACCCUGUGCCCUGCUGCUGGAGCUGGCCCAAGCACUUGACCUGGAGCUGAGCAGGGCCAAAAAACAGGCAGCCCCGGUGACCCUGCAACUGCUCUUCUUGGACGGUGAAGAGGCGCUGAAGGAGUGGGGACCCAAGGACUCCCUUUACGGUUCCCGGCACCUGGCCCAGCUCAUGGAGUCUAUACCUCACAGCCCUGGCCCCACCAGGAUCCAGGCUAUUGAGCUCUUUAUGCUUCUUGAUCUCCUGGGAGCCCCCAAUCCCACCUUCUACAGCCACUUCCCUCGCACGGUCCGCUGGUUCCAUCGGCUGAGGAGCAUUGAGAAGCGUCUGCACCGUUUGAACCUGCUGCAGUCUCAUCCCCAGGAAGUGAUGUACUUCCAACCCGGGGAGCCCUUUGGCUCUGUGGAAGACGACCACAUCCCCUUCCUCCGCAGAGGGGUCCCCGUGCUCCAUCUCAUCUCCACGCCCUUCCCUGCUGUCUGGCACACCCCUGCGGACACCGAGGCCAAUCUCCACCCACCCACGGUACACAACUUGUGCCGCAUUCUCGCUGUGUUCCUGGCUGAAUACCUGGGGCUCUAGCGUGCUUGGCCAAUGACUGUGGAGAGGACUGUGAGAGAGAAGGUCCCAGCGGGGGCCAGUGAAGCUCAGGCAGGAUCUGCCUAGGGUGUGCUGGUUUGUCCUUUUCAUACCUUUGUCUCCUAAUUGUGCUACAACUGGAAGACCUUCUUUCUUUUGAUUGUCUCAAGCUGCCACCCUUCAAGGACAGGGAAGAGACCACUGUGGGAUGACAGCCAGAGGAAUAAGAACUUGCUCCCUCCCCAGAGGUAAACACUUGGUCCAAAGGUU
Messenger RNA from Gorilla gorilla gorilla (western lowland gorilla), 1528 nucleotides. It is a transcript of the gene QPCTL, whose product is annotated as glutaminyl-peptide cyclotransferase like. The record is from RefSeq and is a predicted model, not a curated record. The coding region runs from base 113 to 1261 and encodes 382 amino acids. NCBI's taxonomy places the organism in Eukaryota, Metazoa, Chordata, Mammalia, Primates, Hominidae. The transcript has 7 exons. Gene Ontology annotation, molecular function: zinc ion binding; glutaminyl-peptide cyclotransferase activity.